ACGUUUGGUGCUUUGACUUUUCAAAUGCCCCGAUUCAAUUUAAGAUUUGCUACUUAAAUUAGCCAUGCAUUACUAAAUGUUAUAAAUAGGUGACCAUAGUUAGUCUUAAUUUUGAAGAUAUCCAAUCAAGUUAAUUACUUAUUAAAAAUGGAUAUGAGAUUGAGAGUAAACACCAAAAGUAGUAAGGUAAACACAAGCUUAGAGUUGCAUGAGGUAGAAGAAGUAGAGCCAGUUAGUCCAACUUCAGAAUACUUCUUGAGUGAGGUUGUAACACUCUAUGUUCUUGCCUUUUUGGAAUUGGCUAACCCUAUCGAUUUUACAUCCAUCCUUGCUUUCCUCAAAGAUGUCUUCCUUAACAUUCAUCCUCGGUUCUCCUCUGUCGUGGUUGAAGACAAAAGGGGCAGGAAAAGUUGGAAGAAAGUGAGAGUGAAUGUGGAAGAUCAUAUAAAAAUCCCAAAUUUCCCAAAAGAAUUAUCACCAGAAAACUAUAGUCAACAUUUUGAUGACUAUGUAUCCAAAAUAGCAACUUCACAACUUCCACAACACAAACCAUUAUGGGAACUUCACAUAAUUAACAACCCUAAACACAUUGAUGCAGCAGGAAUAUUCAUAUUCAAGAUUGACCAUGCAAUUGGUGAUGGUACAUCUCUAAUGGGAGGUGUUCUUACUUGCUUUAAACGAGUCGAUGAUCCUUCUCUUCCUAUAUCUUUCCCAAGGCCUACUACAAUAUUGAAGAAGCGUAAUAAUAAUACUAGUCAAACAUUGAUGAACAUGUUGAUGGUUGUCCCUAAAUAUAUAUCUUCAAUAUUUUAUUCGUUGUAUGAAUUUGGACAAGGUGUUGGAACGAUGUUUUUGGAAGAUGAUCGUACCCCAAUAAGGUCCGGGAAGACGGAUAUGAGUCGUCUAGGUUCAACCAGAGUUUGUUCGCUCACUUUGUCUCUCAAUCAUGUCAAAACAAUCAAGGGACUUCUUGGUGUGACGGUUAAUGAUAUCAUCGUUGGGAUUAUAUUUCUUGGAACUCGAUUGUACAUCCAAGAAACAGAAACAGACCAAGGGAGACUAAAGAAAGACACAAGAUCCACGGCGUCAAUAUUUGUUAACAUUAGAAAUGUGGGAGGAAACUUAAGCGUAGAAGAAAUGCGCAAAGGAAAAACAUGGGGAAAUCGAAUCACAAAUAUUGAAAUACCUCUUCCUAAUUUGGAGGUCGAUGAUGUUACAAAUCCUUUACAAUUUAUCCAAAAAGCCCACACAAUUAUCAAAAGAAAAAGGACUGCUAAUUUUGGUCUCUAUCUCAUGUCCGGUCUUCUUGAGGCUAUAAGAACCGUUUUUGGCCUCCAGGUACGCAUUCCGUUUUUUAUUAUUGAAAUUAAAAAUACUAUUUUAGUGUAGGCUAAGAAAAUUACUUAUAUAUUACUCUCUCUGUAUUUAUUUAAGAAAUACACUUGUCUUUUCCGGCCGUAUUUAUUUAAGAGAUAUACUUGCCAUUUUUAGUAGCCAUUUUUAGUAACUUAUCAACUCCAAUAUCUAAUUAAAUAAUACAUUUAAUGUACCCUAUGACCCACUAUCCUAUUAAACAAAUAAUUUCAUAAACCCACCACACCUCCCACCCACCAAAAUAACAUGGUCCUCACUUGUUUAUUCAUUAAAAUAUCUACCCAACCCCACUUGCUUUAUUAUUUUAUUCAAUUAUUCUUCUUAAUACCCGUGUCCGACUAAGUGUAUCUCUUAAAUAAAUACGGAGGGAGUACUAUGUUUAUGGUUGGAAUAUGGUUUAUCAGCUUAUCGAGUGAAAGCUCGAAGCAGAUCUACUUGAAGCAGAUCUAUUUAAAGUAGCUCUAAGAAUUCUUAUCAUGACUAGCUAGCUCGAUAAAGAUUCUUAAGCUCGAAGUGAGUUCCAAGUCGGUGAAAUUCAACCAAACUAAACCGAGCCAUGAUAGAGCUUGGGUCAUGUCUACCCCCACCGAGUUAUAUUUAAUCAAACCAUACCAUUCCAAGCCGAGUCUUGAAGGUUUUUUAUUACAUUUUAUAGUCAAGUGUUGUAUGGAAAACUUUUUGCCUUGAGAAGUUUUUCUUUGUGGUACUAAAUUGAUACUAUGUACUAUAAGUUUGUUAAUGCUAGCCACCUAUAGUAGAUGUGUAUCGUACUUGGUUGAUAUCUUGUGAAGAUUUGAAGGUUGUUAGGAUAUCAUUAUUGUUUAAGAUUUGUACUAAUAUUUUUAAAUUAAAAAUAAAUCGACGUAUGUGAUUUCGCAAUAUAUUUUUUUUUUUAUUAUUGACAAAAAUGUGUACUAAUAUACAUAAAUCAAUAACACUUUUUAAAACUUACUACAAGAAACUCAAUUCAUCGUUAAAACUUACUUUUUAUCGUUAGAAAUUGUUGCAAUCUUAUACUCUGUACUCCGUAAUGUUAUUGCCGUGUGAUGGAAAAUUCAAAACAAUGAGUUUGAAUAAAUUUGUAAACUGAAGUUGAGAGGUAAAAAGUUUUUUUUUUAAAAAAAGAAAAAAGAAGAAUUGUAUAUAAAUUAAAAAUAUUGCUGGCUGUGGGGUUCGAACCCACGCGCACUUAUGUGCAGCAGAUCUUAAGUCUGCCCCCUUAACCACUCGGGCAAACCAGCUGAUAUGUUAAGUUAGGCAAGGUUUUAUGUAUAUUCAUUCAAAUACUAAAACGUAGGGGUUUGCGCACGUACGUCAACGUUUUGCAGUUGAUUAAUUGAUUGUUUUUGGUUCUUAUUAAUUAAUCUAAUCAUAUGUUCGUCAAACUUUUGCUUUUGACUCAUUUAUUGAUUGUCUUUUUUGUCCGUAGUUCAUGUUUUAAUUUAAAACCAGUACUUGGGCCCGGGCGAUGCCCCGGGUUGAUACACAUAUAAGAUUUUUAAAUAAAUUCAAUACUUUGUAUUAUUAAAUUGUCAUUUAUUAUAUUUUGUUAUGAAAAAAUGACAUAUAAUAUGAUUUGGAGUAGUGGUUAAUUGUUUGGUUUACAAAUUAGAGGUCACGGGUUCAAGACUUGUACCACACAUAUUUAUCAUUUUUAAAUAAUUGUGUAUGACAUGGAACGUUGAAAUGAGAUUAGUGCGAGUGCCACGUGGCACAUAGGCUUGUUUAUCAACGCCUUUUAAUAUACUAGUUGUUGGACCGUGCGCGCUAUAUACGGAGAAUUUAUGCUAAAACGCGUAGGUAAAAAAUCGGGUUAUAUAUGAAUGGUCAAAUGUGAAAAUGUAGCUAAUAACCAAACUGAUGUAUUAAUGUAAUAAUGAUGCAGUUAAAACUGAUGUAUUUGUAAUGCAUAUGGUUUAAUUGUAUACAUGCAUUUAAAUAGGGCAAUGUAAUUGACCCUUUAUCUUGAUGA
Spinacia oleracea (spinach) is the source of this 3346-nucleotide messenger RNA. RefSeq names its product wax ester synthase/diacylglycerol acyltransferase 6-like. The coding region runs from base 148 to 1389 and encodes 413 amino acids. Gene Ontology annotation, cellular component: plasma membrane. NCBI's taxonomy places the organism in Eukaryota, Viridiplantae, Streptophyta, Magnoliopsida, Caryophyllales, Amaranthaceae. Gene Ontology annotation, molecular function: diacylglycerol O-acyltransferase activity. Gene Ontology annotation, biological process: triglyceride biosynthetic process. The transcript has 3 exons. The record is from RefSeq and is a predicted model, not a curated record.